AUGUUGUCUGUUAUAGUUGGGAUAUUGUGGAGAAGAGCUCUCACUGAGAACAAUUCUGAUGACUAUUUGCCACUGGCUCAAUUCAAACUUGGUUUAGCAGAAAUUCUAACAAGAUCCCACGUAACUUCAAAAAAGCGAGGCAGACCUAAUAGCUCACUACAGCCUCAACUGGAUUUAAAAAAAAGGAAAUAUCCUUUUGCGGAAAUACCAGCCCAAGAAAUUCGUCGCGACAAUGUGGGACAUCUUCCUGAGUAG
Acanthoscelides obtectus is the source of this 255-nucleotide messenger RNA. The record is from the annotation of a GenBank genome assembly. Lineage: Eukaryota; Metazoa; Arthropoda; Insecta; Coleoptera; Chrysomelidae.